AUGUUGGAUCUAGCCGUCAUUGAUUCCGAUGUGUUGGUUUUCGACGUGAAUGUGGUGAAACAGCUACGGAACCUUGGGAUUCUUGGGAAUUUUAUGGGCUCUUUGGCAGCUGCUCCCCAACAGAACAGUUUCUUGGGCCUUCCGUUGAAGCUUUCACCCUACGAGAUUUUAUGGCUUGUGGAUAACCGUCAGGCUAACCUCGUCAAACACAAGGGAAUUACCAGGAUAAAUAACCACAAAGAGCCUUAUUUCUACACCCAGUACAACAACGAGCCUAGUGAGCUCGAGGCAGUCGAUAUUGAGGUUAUCAGACGUAAAGCCAAUCCCAGUUCAUAUUCGAUAUUCUGUCAGCUAAAACACCAGGGAUACUACUUGCUUCCUGGAUUGAAGUUUGGCGGUGAGUUCAUAGCAUAUCCAGGUGACCCACUUCGGUACCAUUCCCACGUGAUCGUCCAUCCUGUGAGUGAAGUGAAUUUCUACAGCUUAAUUGUAAGUGGCCGUUUGGCCACCGGUGUCAAGAAAUUAUAUGUGAUUCUGGAGCCUGACGAAACAGACCCAACGUUCAAUAUUACGUUCUCUAUCGAAUGGGCCGGAUUUGGUUAG
Messenger RNA from Yamadazyma tenuis ATCC 10573, 603 nucleotides. RefSeq lists its product as uncharacterized. Gene Ontology annotation, molecular function: nucleic acid binding; tRNA-intron lyase activity. The record is from RefSeq and is a predicted model, not a curated record. Gene Ontology annotation, biological process: tRNA-type intron splice site recognition and cleavage; tRNA splicing, via endonucleolytic cleavage and ligation. Lineage: Eukaryota; Fungi; Ascomycota; Pichiomycetes; Serinales; Debaryomycetaceae.